AUGAGGACGUUCACGGGCGACGAGGUGCGCUCCACGUUUAUCAAUUUUUUCAAGGAUCGUGAGCACACCUAUGUGCACUCCUCAUCGGUCAUUCCGUUCGAUGAUCCCACGCUCCUCUUCGCCAAUGCUGGCAUGAAUCAGUACAAACCCAUAUUUUUGGGUACAGUGGAGCCAUCCAGUGAAAUGGCAAAGCUGAAACGAGCUGUGAAUACCCAGAAGUGCAUCCGUGCUGGCGGUAAACAUAACGAUCUGGAUGAUGUUGGCAAAGAUCUCGAAGUGUGCAACUGGGCUUGGGAGCUGCUAACAAAAGUCCUGGGAAUACCAGCCGAUCGUCUGUACGUAUCAUAUUUUGGCGGCGAUGAAAGCGCUGGCCUUCCAGCCGAUGAUGAGUGCAGGCAAAUAUGGCUUAAUAUCGGAUUACCAUCAUCACGCAUUCUGCCAUUUGGCAUGAAAGAUAAUUUCUGGGAAAUGGGUGACGUGGGACCGUGUGGCCCGUGCUCCGAGAUACACUAUGAUCGUAUUGGUGGUGGCCGAGAUGCGUCACAUCUGGUGAAUGCCGAUGAUCCGAUGGUUGUCGAAAUUUGGAAUCUCGUCUUCAUGCAGUUCAACCGGGAAGAAGGUGGCGUAUUAAAACCACUGCCAAAGAAACACAUCGAUUGUGGUCUUGGACUGGAACGACUUGUUGCUGUUAUGCAAAAUAAAACCUCAAAUUAUGAUACUGAUCUCUUCACGCCCAUCUUUGAAGCCAUUCAGAAUGGGACAAAAGUACGGGCAUACACGGGAAAAGUAGGCGCAGAAGAUGUUGAUGGCAUUGAUAUGGCUUAUCGAGUAGUGGCUGAUCACAUUCGCACACUCUGUAUUGCUCUUUCUGAUGGUGGACGACCAGACACUCCGCCGGGUUUCUUCGCCUCGUUGGGUAAAACAUUUCCUGAAUUGUACAAGGACCCGCAAACUGUUAUGGAUAUCAUCAAUGAUGAGGAGAAGCAGUUCCUGAAGACGCUGAAUAGAGGACGAGCACUCUUCCAGAAGGCGGUUGCUGGACUCCAAGGACGCAAUAAAUUUCCCGGCGAUGUUGCAUGGCGUUUAUACGAUACGUACGGAUUCCCGUUGGAUUUAACGCAACUUAUGGCAGAAGAAAGAGGCCUCGUUGUUGACCUAGAAGAAUUUGAUAAGUGCAGACAGGAAGCAGUUGAAAUAUCGGCAGCAAAUGUUAAUAAGGUGCGAAAUACGAUUGAUCUGGACGUUAACGCAAUCUCAGAACUGAAAUCUCGAGGAAUACCGACAACCGAUGAGUCACCAAAAUAUAGAUAUCAUGCAUUACCAGCCAAUGGUGAACAAAUAAUGUACAGUUUUGAAAAAUGUGAAGGUACGAUCGUUGCUUUGCGAAAAGACAAAAUGUUCGUGGAUACUCUUGUUUCGGGAGAUAUUGGCGCUCUGAUCCUUGACAAAACGAAUUUUUAUGCAGAACAAGGCGGGCAGAUCUUUGACACGGGAGUUUUGACGAAGAUUGGCGACGAAGCAAGCGAAUUUAUUGUUAGCAACGUUCAAAUGCGCGGUGGAUAUGUUGUGCUUGUUGGAGCGGUGGAAGGUAAAUUAUCUGUCGGUGAUAAAGUGCUCCAAGUUAUUGAUGAGGAGCGUCGUAAUCUGAUUAUGAAAAAUCAUACGGGUACACAUGUCCUCAAUUUUGCGCUGAGAAAAGUGAUUGCUGAAGUGGAGCAAAAAGGCUCACUGGUGGCGCCUGAUCGGCUUCGAUUCGAUUUUACAUCGAAACAAGCUCUGACUUCCAAGCAGAUAAAAAUGGCGGAAGAGGAAUCCCAGAAAUUAAUAGAUACGAAUUAUCCGGUCUAUGCUCAAAAUGCGAAGCUUGCGGAAGCUCGUCAGAUCAAUGGACUGCGAGCAGUCUUCGAAGAGGCUUAUCCGGAUCCUGUUCGGAUAGUAAGUGUGGGUGUACCAGUGGAAGAAUUAUUGAAAAACAAGGAGGGCGAUCUGGCUCUCAACACCGCUGUAGAAUUUUGUGGUGGAACGUAUGUUUAUCGAUCUUUUUUUUUUUUAAUUAGACGUGAAGACAAAACUUAA
Molecule: messenger RNA, 2076 nt
Organism: Gongylonema pulchrum
Lineage: Eukaryota; Metazoa; Nematoda; Chromadorea; Rhabditida; Gongylonematidae
Source: the annotation of a GenBank genome assembly